AUGAUAGUAAGGCUGAUGGCCGUGUGGGUGAUAGUUACCGGACGACGUCGAGCGGCUGCGAUUCUCGUUCAUGGCACCUCGCUCCCUCCUGACCGUGCAUUGUGGCCAAGCUACAUGUCUGGAGGCAGUCUCGCUUCACCUAAACUGUCGGGCACUGGUCUCCCUCGUAUUGCCAACGCCGCCUCUUCUCGUCACAUUGGUUCCCCAGCCGCGACCGUCUCCUCGUUUGCCCGCGAUGAACCACCUUCCUCCCGAUUUGGCGACGAGGAGCUCGAAGGAGUGAACCAGAUCGAGGAAGAUGACGAAGAUGCGAUAUUGCGUUGCCCUCAUCAACGUCCCAAUAUGCACCCACCUCUGCUAACACGAUUCAUGGACGCAGCAGGAGUCGUUCGGUCGGUUAUCAUCCCUAUGGCUCGCACGGUGCUGGAGCGCGUGUGCUCCCUGCUUCGCUUGGCGCGACAUCGUAUGGAUGGGGCGUCAUUAGCGAAUCUGGAAAAUCUGCAAAGGCCAUUGGAAAUACUUCCGA
This is a messenger RNA of Acaulospora colombiana, 526 nucleotides long. The record is from the annotation of a GenBank genome assembly. Lineage: Eukaryota; Fungi; Glomeromycota; Glomeromycetes; Diversisporales; Acaulosporaceae.